Molecule: messenger RNA, 2094 nt
Organism: Saxophila tyrrhenica
Lineage: Eukaryota; Fungi; Ascomycota; Dothideomycetes; Mycosphaerellales; Extremaceae
Exons: 3
Coding region: 1-2094 (697 amino acids)
Biological process (GO): proteasome-mediated ubiquitin-dependent protein catabolic process
Cellular component (GO): cytoplasm; nucleus
Molecular function (GO): protein binding
Source: RefSeq, a predicted model, not a curated record
AUGACCUCCGCGAACAACUCAUCCUUCUUUCCACCACAAGCACAGCGUUCCUACGCCAACGUCGCCGCCGGUCUCCAUCCUACCCAUCCUUUCAAUACCCUCGCUGCUGCUGCCGACAGCGUGAACACCUCUACAUCAUCUCUACCCUCCGAACAGCAUCAGUACGCCGAAGCUCCGAGACAGCGAGAGCGCAGUCCACCUCGAAACAUGGACAUAGACGGGCAGGGGCAGUCGUGGAAAAGACCUGGGUCGGCGUGGUCAAAUGACUUUGGCGGCAAGUUGAAUGGCAAGAUAGGGUGCCAACGACACGACGAGCAUCCGCCUUUUUUCACGCCUUCGUAUCUAAAACGUUCGCGGCAUGUGCAGCGGCUGGAGAAGGCAUGGGAGGAGCACGUGAGCGAGCUGAAGGAGGAGAUGCAGCGGAAUCCACCUCAGCCGAAGCAGCCGUCGCUGUCGACGAGCUCGAGCAAUGUCAAUCUGAACAAGAUGCAUACGCAGCACAUCCAUCGCGCGCCGGUGCAGGACGUGAUCGAGCGGUUACCGCCGCUCACAGAGGAGGACAAGACACAUCCGCUACCCAGUCGGUGGAGCGAUGGUGACCACAUCAGCGGGCUGGAAGUACUAGCGGACGGGACUGAGGUGCGGUUUACAGGAGUUACAAAGACGUCGGACGAGGCGGCAUCUGUGAGAUCAGACAAUCCUAUGCCGAAGGAGGUUGGGAUAUACUACUUCGAAGUGACGGUGUUGUCGAGAGGGAAAGAUGGGCUGAUUGGGAUCGGGUUCUCGACUAGGAAGGUCAACCUCAACAGAUUACCGGGCUGGGAGGCAGACUCGUGGGCAUAUCACGGUGAUGAUGGAUACAGUUUCGCGUGUACGGCGAGCGGGAAGGCAUAUGGUCCCAGAUACUCGUCGACGGACACGAUCGGUUGUGGCGUGAACUUUCGGACGGGCAAUGCAUUCUUCACCAAGAAUGGCGUGUAUCUCGGUGUCGCUUUCUCCAAUAUCAAAACGGAUAACAUCUAUCCUUCGGUGGGGAUCAAGAAGCCUGGAGAACAUCUGCGCGUCAACUUUGGCCGCUACCCGUUCGUCUUCGACAUUGACAGCAUGAUGCGAGAAGAACAAAUCUCCAUAAGGAAAGAUCUUGACAAGGCGGACGUCAGCAAAUUACACCCUCCAGACAAUGAGGAUGUCCUCAUACACAACCUCAUUGGCCAGUAUCUAGCCCACGAAGGCUAUGUCGAGACAUCGAAAGCCUUCAGCAAAGACGUGCACGAGCAGCAACAGUCACUUUCGAGCUCACCUCAGCCCUACCAAGCGCCUGACUCUGACGACGACAUCCAUGCCUUCAAUCGCCAGAAGAUUCGUAGGUCGAUACUGGACGGCGACAUCGACCUGGCGCUCAAGUUUGUCAAUACUUUCUACCCGCGCGUGCUCGAAGAGGAGGAGAACAGAGAUAUCCAAUUCCGCCUCAGAUGUCGCAAAUUCAUCGAGAUGAUGCGCCGGUGUCACGAACUUUCUGCCGCCACCUCCUCGCCCACCACCGUCACCAAGUCCGUCGCCUCGCUCGAUAGCAACGGGCAUGACAGCAACGGCCACGCCCACGACGAACCAGCCGACACACAGAUGGAGCUCGAUGACCAGCUGCACCGCGAAGCAACAUCUCAUAGCAACAACAAUCUCGACCCUGCUACUAACGACGUGGACAUGGACACCUCCCAGGACCUACCGCCAAAGGCUUCAUUCAUGAAACACCAGGACCUCCUGAACGAAGUCUACAGAUAUGGCGCCGAGCUGCGAUCCGCCUUCAUCAAUGACCAGCGACCGCAGAUACAAAAGAUGCUCAUCGACAUCUUCGCACUGAUGGCGUAUCGAGAUCCGACGGAGAGCGUGGUGGGUGGAUUGCUGGAUCCGAGCGGUAGGGUGGAUAUUGCUGAGGAGGUUAAUGGGGCUAUACUUGUGAGCCUAGGCAAACCCCCCUUCGCCGCUCUAGAGAAGCUCUGCGCGCAGACGGAGGCCCUGCUGGACGAGACGGCGAUGCGGAACGGUGGCCCAGCGGCUUUUGUCAACAUCCGACAGGACUUUUUGCGAGGUUGA